Messenger RNA from Anoplopoma fimbria (sablefish), 2015 nucleotides. RefSeq names its product GDP-L-fucose synthase-like. The record is from RefSeq and is a predicted model, not a curated record. The transcript is spliced from 10 exons. Gene Ontology annotation, biological process: nucleotide-sugar biosynthetic process. Gene Ontology annotation, molecular function: GDP-L-fucose synthase activity. Bases 108 to 1085 code for a protein of 325 amino acids. NCBI's taxonomy places the organism in Eukaryota, Metazoa, Chordata, Actinopteri, Perciformes, Anoplopomatidae.
GAUAGGACUUAGCUGGUCAGGCAUGGUCCCGCUAUGCGAGAUUACGCUGCACCUGGCUCUGUAGCUCUACACCCACUCCUUCUGUCUGUGUAGUUAACAGCCAACGGAUGAACUGUCAGGGGAAUCACACCGCUCCACUGAGGGUGUUGGUGACAGGAGGAUCCGGCUUGGUGGGCAGGGCCAUACAGCACGUGGUCAAAGAGGAGGGAGGAGCCAAGGAUGGGGAAGAAUGGAUGUUCCUCUCCUCCAAAGAUGCCAACCUCAUGAACAUGGAGGAGACGAGGGCCGCGUUUGAGAAGUAUCGGCCAACCCACGUCAUUCACCUGGCUGCUAUGGUUGGGGGGCUUUUCAAGAACAUGAAAUACAACCUGGACUUUUGGAGAAACAAUGUCUACAUCAAUGAUAACGUGCUGCAGGCCGCACAUGAAGUUGGCGUGCUCAAGGUCGUUUCCUGCCUGUCCACCUGCAUCUUUCCUGAUAAGACCACCUACCCUAUCGAUGAGACCAUGAUCCAUAACGGUCCACCUCAUGAGUCGAACUUUGGCUACGCCUAUGCGAAGAGAAUGAUCGAUGUACAUAACAGAGCAUAUUUCAAGCAGAAUGGGCGUUGCUAUACAGCUGUGAUUCCCACUAAUGUGUUUGGUCCCCAUGACAACUUCAGCAUUGAAGACGGUCAUGUACUGCCAGGCCUCAUACACAAAGCGUACAUUGCUCAAAAGGAGGGGAACCCCCUGGUGGUCUGGGGCUCCGGCACUCCCAGACGACAGUUCAUCUACUCUUUGGACCUGGCUCGUCUCUUCCUGUGGGUCUUGAGAGAGUAUCCAGAGGUCGAUCCAAUCAUUCUCUCUGUCGGUGAGGAGGAUGAAGUGUCCAUCAGAGAAGCAGCAGAAGCAGUUGUGCAAGCACUGGACUUUAAAGGAGAAGUGGUGUUUGAUACCAGUAAAGCAGACGGCCAGUUCAAAAAGACAGCCAGCAAUGCAAAGUUGCGCCGCUACCAGCCAGACUUCACCUUCACACCCUUCAAACAAGCUUUAAAGGAAACCUGUGAUUGGUUUGUUGCCAACUAUGAAUCAGCCCGGAAGUGAAAACUAUUGCAAACAAGUUGGUAUAAAAAGUCUGUCGAUCCAUGGCCUGCUCUGUUGGAAUAGAAGCUGAAUAGAGGAGACUGUGAUGGCGGCGGUGGAGAGGGCUGGAAGAAACCAAGGUGGUUCAUCUGCAAAGGUAGUCUGAUGUUACUGAAUGAGGCUUUUGUCAGUUUGAAGGUGUCGCUCAAUGAUUUGGACUGAAUAUCUCACUUUGAAUUCAACGCUGCAACACCAUCUUGACUUGAUUCUCUUUAGGGUUUAUGAAGCUAUUGUCUACCUGUAUUUUUUUUCCCCCCACUAUUGCAGUGUUAAUCAUUUGAAUUGUUAAUUGACUGCUUUAACCUUGGAAUCAGGUACUGGCACAAAUCCAUAUUUACAGUAAUGUUUAUAUAUAAUUUUUUUUCUGCAUUUUCAUCACUGAAUUACCUUAAUUCUUUCAUGGUUUGGGAUAUGGACGCUUAAGUGAUCUAGCUUUGAGUCACUGUAUUUAAUGAACAGAAAGAAGGUUUUGAUGCAAAUGCUGUUUAAGUGGAGGCUUAGAUGUUAUUUUUACUCUGUAUAUUGGCACUUAGCAAAAUAAAUGUUUUGUACCAAUAUGUCUUGCCUGAAUCUUUAGGGGCUAUGCCAAAGGCUGUGAUAUCCAAUAUGAUUAUUUUUAGGUUUUCAUAUGGAAAUUAAAUGUAAAACAGCGACUGAAUUCAGCUUUUUGGACUAUGACUAUUGCUCUGUUUGAAUAGACAUACAGACGUAUUCAAAAGCAAAGAAAUAAUUUAUUAACUUAAAAAAUGAACAGCAAGCAGAUCAUACAAUGACAUCACAAUAACAGUUGAUUCGUUUUUUGAAGAGAAGGCCCUCUAGCAACGUUUAUGCACAGACAGAUUCAUAGAUAAGUUAAAAACAGCAAUAAAAAUAUAUUCAAAACAUCUGUAC